AUGGCCGCGACCGCUGGAGCUUCCCUCUUUAUCAAUGGCCGGAUUCUGUCCAAGGCCGAAGUCGGCCUCGAGGGCAAAGCCACAUUUGCCGAGGGCAUGUUUGUCAAGGACGGCGUCAUCAAGGCCAUCGGCUCGCAGGCUGAGCUUGCCGAGUUCCAGGGCGAUGGCGUCGUCACGCAGGACUUGAAAGGACAGACCGUCUUGCCAGGCUUCGUCGACGGCCACAUGCAUCUGCUCCUGCUUGGCCAGGCGCUGCGCAAGGUCGGUGUCGAGCACUGCAAGACGCGGGAUGAUAUCCUGGCGACGUUGCGCGAGUACGCCAAGGCAAACCCCGAUGUGCCGCGAAUCCUAGCCAAGGGAUGGAUGCACUCCAUGACCCCAGACGGCGUUGAUGCGUCGAUGCUGGAUGAUAUUGACCCGCGGCCCAUCUUCGUCGACACCAAGGACCUCCACUCGACAUGGUGCAACUCGGCCGGUCUCGCAGAGAUGAACCUCGGCGAUAUGCCCGACCCUGCAGGCGGAACCAUCCAGCGAGACGAGCAUGGCAAGCCGAAUGGUGUUUUGAACGAGGGUGCUGUACUGAGCAUCGCAUGGCCGCAUCUCGCGCAGGUGGCCACUAUCCAAGAACGCAUCGACUGCAUGAUGGCGGCCUUUGCGUCGUACCACGCUUCUGGAUACACUGGAAUCGUCGAGAUGGCCAUGGAUGAGCCUGCGUGGGAUGCCCUCCUUGCGCUGCGAGAACAGCACCCUGACUUUAACAUGCGAAUCGUAGCAUAUUGGCUCAUCAAGCCCUCCAACACCGAAGAGGAGCGAUCUCGACAGGUGACCAAGGCCAUCGAGCUGCGCAAGCAGUUCAACAAGGAGACGUCGCCGGAUCUGCGCAUCGCCGGCAUUAAAAUCAUCUGCGACGGCAUCAUCGACGCCUGCACAUCGUACCUGUCGGAGCCGUAUGCCGUAGCGCCGUCGCCUCCCCCGGUGUGGACCCCGGAGGACCUCGAUCCCAUCGUGAAGCAGGCCGCCGACGCAGGCAUCCAGAUUGCCCUCCAUGCUAUUGGAGACGCCGCUAUUCGCAUGGCGGUGGACAUGCUCGAGAAGCACACCCAGCCCGGUGGUCGUCACCGCAUCGAACAUCUGGAGCUGGCAUCGCCUGAAGAUGCUAAGCGACUGGGAAAGCUUGGCCUCACGGCGUCGAUCCAGCCCGUACACGCUGACCCGGCGAUUCUGCGAGCUUGGCCUCGUCUCAUCGGCGAGCAUCGAUGCGGCCGUGCCUUUGCGUAUCGCGAGUUUGCCGACGCCGGUGCGCUGAUGGCCCUAGGAAGCGACGCCCCGACUGCUCCGUGGAACCCUCUGCACAACAUCUACGUUGCCACGACACGACGAUCAGCCCGAGAGCCCGAGUGCGACGAGGUGGUCAACGAGCAUUUCCGCCUCGGCAUCUGCGAAUCAGUCGUCGCUGGCACGGCGGGAGCGGCCCAGAGCGUGUUUGCCGAUGAUCGAGUAGGAAGCCUAGAGGUAGGCAAGCUUGCAGAUUUCGUCGUAGUCGACAUGGAGUGGGAUGCGCGUACUCUGCUCAAGUCGCAGAUGAAGGAGACGUGGUUUGGCGGGAAGAGAGUUUGGAGUAGUUAG
Molecule: messenger RNA, 1626 nt
Organism: Ilyonectria robusta
Lineage: Eukaryota; Fungi; Ascomycota; Sordariomycetes; Hypocreales; Nectriaceae
Product: amidohydrolase 3
Exons: 1
Coding region: 1-1626 (541 amino acids)
Molecular function (GO): hydrolase activity, acting on carbon-nitrogen (but not peptide) bonds
Source: RefSeq, a predicted model, not a curated record